GCACCAAGGACGGCAACGUCGCUGAGGAGUUGAGGAUCCCCCCGCUAAGACGCACACGGAGCACCGUCAUUGUUUUCUUGGCCUUCGCCCAAACACGACUUCAACAUCAACCGUAUCAUGAAUCGAAAUUUUACCAUCGAUGGUGAUGAUGAGAUGGAUAUCAUCUGCUUGGAUCCAAGCAUUUUGGAUAAUGAUCUGCCGCCCCAGCACGCCCCAUCAAACAUCGGGAGCACCAGCACGGCCACUGCCACCGAUGCGCCAACCGCCACAUCGAAGCGGUCUAUCAUACCGCACCGCAGCAUGAAAAAUUCCACAGAGCCCAAGCGCAUGAAGAUGGAAUCCGCAGGACACGUGUAUAAAGCGGCAGAACAAAAUAUGCAAACGAAACGGUUUGAUUCACCGUUGACAUCUGCUGCCGCCGCUGUACCUGGGCCGUCGCGGAGCCAAAGUGCAUCUACAGCUCCGUACACACAGCGCCGCAACUCCCAGCCGCUGACUGCCGCGUUGUCUUUAAUGGCCGGCGCUGUACCUGGGCCGUCGCGUAGCCAAGGUGCAUCUGCAGCACCAUCGUCGGCUGUCGGUCCAACGAACGUCGCAGAGGAUGUCUGGGGCACAUUCAACACCUCUCCCUCCGUCGCUCCAUCAGGGGUUCCUCCACUGAAUGAUGUGCAGCAGCUUAUUGCGGAUUUGAAGGCGUACAUCGAGCGCAGGUUUGACGCGAUUGACGCCGCCAUCGAGUCCCUCGCCUCGGCUCUGCGGAAUGAGGUGCCCAUCAUCCGUCAAACCUCUGGCACAACAGAGGUGAUGGUGCACGACAUAAAAGAUGUGGUGUGCGCGUACCUCGUAGGGACCGCGCCACCCGUACACGAGGACUUUACGCUGCAGCCCAUCGAUUCAGUGAAGGAACUGCACAGCAUAGAGCGGAAGCUGGGAGAGGUACAAUACAUGCGGGAUGUAUUGGCCUAUUUACAGUCCCAAGUGUUUGUGCCCCAGGUGGACAAGCGGCAGAAAAUGGCACGCGGAAUUAUAUUUUCGCCGCAGUUCUUGCGUAACGUUCGUUGGACCGACAGGCACAAUAAUACACCACUCAAAAGGUGCUGUUGCCAAAGCAGUUGUGACAGCCGAACUAGACCACCACGAUCAGCCAGGUUUAAGCCGCUCCCGAGUAUUGAGCGAAUGAAAGCAAGUGGCACCGCAAGAAGAAGUGGCCAGUUGCGAUCAAUAAUCGGGAGAAAGAGCACGGGAUUUUUUUAACGCACGUGUGCGCUAGAGUGAAAUAAAUACUUUUGCCGGAUUAAGGCAAG
Anopheles merus is the source of this 1304-nucleotide messenger RNA. RefSeq lists its product as uncharacterized. The transcript has 2 exons. The record is from RefSeq and is a predicted model, not a curated record. Bases 118 to 1254 code for a protein of 378 amino acids. Lineage: Eukaryota; Metazoa; Arthropoda; Insecta; Diptera; Culicidae.